Molecule: messenger RNA, 1860 nt
Organism: Condylura cristata (star-nosed mole)
Lineage: Eukaryota; Metazoa; Chordata; Mammalia; Eulipotyphla; Talpidae
Gene: ENTHD1
Product: ENTH domain containing 1
Exons: 6
Coding region: 1-1860 (619 amino acids)
Biological process (GO): endocytosis
Cellular component (GO): plasma membrane; clathrin vesicle coat; endosome
Molecular function (GO): clathrin binding; phospholipid binding
Source: RefSeq, a predicted model, not a curated record
AUGGCAUUCAGGAGGCAAGUGAAAAACUUCAUGAAAAAUUACUCAGAUGCUGAAGUAAAAGUCAGGGAAGCAACUUCUAAUGACCCUUGGGGUCCUUCCAGCUCUCUGAUGUUAGAUAUCAGUGACCUGACUUUCAACACAAUUUCUCUCUCAGAGAUUAUGAAUAUGCUGUGGCAGAGACUCAGUGACCAGGGGAAGAACUGGCGCCACGUGUAUAAGUCCCUGACGCUGAUGGAUUAUCUCAUCAAGAACGGAUCAAAGAAAGUUAUCCAGCACUGCAGAGAGGGUUUCUGUAACCUCCAGACACUGAAAGACUUUCAGCACGUCGAUGAAGCUGGGAAAGACCAAGGUUAUUAUAUCCGGGAAAAAUCCAAGCAAGUCAUAACACUGCUGAUGGAUGAACAGUUGCUGUAUAAAGAGAGAGAAGUCGCAUGUCGCACAAGACGGCGGACCUCCUAUUCUAUGUCAUUCCCUAAAAGACCUCCUGGCACAGGGAGUUCACCCACAGCAUGCGCUUCUGCCACCACGCCAGACCUUCCUGCUUCAGAGAAGAAGUAUAAGCUCCUUAAGGUUGCGAGGCUGCGUAGUAAAAAAAACGCUUCCAGGGCAGGGCUGAAGCAGGAGCAGUGCCCAGACACCCCGCCGCCCAGUGGAGCCGAGCCGUCCCCGGAAGCGCGACCGCUCAAGGUGAACGCCUGGAAGUCGACAGAGGACCUGAUAGUGUUUUAUGAGGAUGAACCCAAGCCACUUCUGCUGACAGUUCCGCCUUCCAUUAUCUCAUCAACUACACAGUUGUCGGAAGGGGAAGCAGACGUCUGUAACCUCUGGGAUGCAGCUCCUGUGCCUACUGCCUCAGAAAAAAGCCUAUCUCUGCAGACAAAAGUGAGUUCGGACAAGAAAUCAGACAUUCCUAUUGCAAAUUCUAUAACAGAAGCUCCUUUGCAAACACCUCUAGGAAAGGAGUCAGCUGCAAAGUGCUUUGGAAACUUGCCAGUGUUGCCCACCUUGCCAGCUUUGCCAACAUUGUGGUCAUCCAGUAGAGAAGAACAUGUCAGUCCUAACUUAAGGACAUCAAGGUCAGAGUCCUCUUUCUAUAACCAAAGCUCUGUGGAGACGCUGUAUGUCUCACCCUCAUUCAAAGUAGUUGGUCCGAUGAAUGAUCUGGUAAUCAAUAAGGGUGACCGGAAGCCAGCAGAGCCCAGCGUCGUUCAGCUGGAUGAUGAAAACCUCAAAGCCAUAGCCACACGGGUUUCAGCUGCCUCUGAGGGGACAGCCUCCUUUUCUACCUUAUCUGUGUCAUCUCCCGACUCCACCUCUCCGGAGAAGUCUGGUCACCUCUUGCCGCCCAUUUUGGCCAGACCUUCCUUCUGGACGCUGCCCAAGUCUUCUAGUGCCUCCUUUAAAGGUAGAGAUAAGACAGCCGGGGGGCACAGGUCCUGUGCUCCUGAGGCUCCCGCGUUGUCUGAUGAAGAGGAGGACCUCAGCCUCCUGGACAUUCUUCCAGAUAACUCUGAUUCUGCUACAAAGGCCAGGCAGGUGUCUGGCAGCAGUUGGGUAGAGUUUCCCACCGAAAAUGUAGAUCACUUUACUUCCAUGUCCUGUUCUAGUGUUCAGGGAACCCGAGGCCUGCCCCAGGUGCCUGAAGCAAACUACUCCACGAAUGUUCUUCUUGGGGAGGUAAAAAACGCCAUAGUCAAGUUACACGAAGAUCUGAGCAUGGUGAUAAGAGAACUUAAUGUCAUCAAUAGCCACCUGGUAAGCAUGAGCGGGAACAACCCCCAGACAGGCCGAGCGCUGCAGUCUCCCCUGCCUGCUGAGGGGACUCAGGUGGAAUGUAACCGUCUCCACAGCCAUUUCUGA